Molecule: messenger RNA, 1221 nt
Organism: Penicillium cataractarum
Lineage: Eukaryota; Fungi; Ascomycota; Eurotiomycetes; Eurotiales; Aspergillaceae
Product: putative translation elongation factor eEF-1 subunit gamma
Exons: 3
Coding region: 1-1221 (406 amino acids)
Biological process (GO): translational elongation
Cellular component (GO): nucleus; cytoplasm
Molecular function (GO): translation elongation factor activity
Source: RefSeq, a predicted model, not a curated record
AUGUCUUUCGGAAAGCUCUACGGUCUCGCUGAGAACGGUCGUACCAUCGCCGUCCUGGUCGCUGCCAAGCACAACGACCUCGACAUCGAGCUGGUCGAGACCAAGCCCAACUCUGCCGCCAACAACAGCGCUGAGUACCUCAAGGUCCAGCCCCUUGGAAAGAUCCCCGCCUUCGAGGGUUCCAAUGGCUUCACUCUCUCCGAGGUUAUCGCCAUCGCCAUCUACGUGACCUCCCAGAACGAGAAGACCACCCUUCUCGGCAAGACCAAGCAGGACUAUGCUUCCAUCGUCCGCUGGAUGUCCUUUGCCAACGGCGAGCUCCUCCCCAAGGUCGGCUCCUGGUACCGCCCCCUCCUCGGUCUCGACCCCUACAACAAGAAGACCGUCGAUGAGAUCUCCAAGGCUGCCCUGAAGACCAUUGCCGUCCUCGAGCAGCACCUCACUGCCAACACCUACCUGGUCGGCGAGCGCAUCACCCUGGCUGAUCUCUUCACUGCCUCCCUCCUGACCCGUGCCUUUGCCACCGUCCUUGACAAGCAGUUCCGCUCUGAGAACCCCGCCGUCACCCGCUGGUACAACACCAUCAUUGCCCAGGCUGCCUUCAAGGCUGUCGUCCCCUCCCCCGUCUUCGCCGAGGAGGUUAUCAAGUACACUGCCCCCAAGAAGGAGGAGAAGCCCAAGCCCGCUGCUGCCCCCGCUGCCGCUGCUGAGGAGCCUGCCCCCGCCCCCAAGGCCAAGCACCCCCUCGAGGCCCUUGGCAAGCCCACCCUCAUCCUCGAUGAGUGGAAGCGCCAGUACUCCAACGAGGACACCCGUCCCGUUGCCCUCCCCUGGUUCUGGCAGAACUACAAGCCCGAGGAGUACUCCCUCUGGAAGGUUGACUACAAGUACAACGAGGAGCUCAAGCUCACCUUCAUGGCCAACAACCUGAUCGGUGGCUUCCACGCCCGUCUUGAGGCUUCCCGCAAGUACCUCUUCGGUGCCCAGUCCGUCUACGGUGCCAACUACGCCUGCGUCAUCAAGGGUGUCUUCCUUGUCCGCGGCCAGGAGGCUCUCCCCGCCUUCGAUGUCGCUCCCGACUGGGAGUCCUACAACUUCGAGAAGCUCGACCACACCUCCGAGGCUGACCGCAAGUACGUCGAGGACAUGUGGGCCUGGGACGUCCCCGUCACUGUCGACGGCAAGACCCUCGAGCACGCUGACGGCCACGUCUUCAAAUAA